This is a messenger RNA of Nestor notabilis (Kea), 1771 nucleotides long. RefSeq names its product disintegrin and metalloproteinase domain-containing protein 19-like. NCBI's taxonomy places the organism in Eukaryota, Metazoa, Chordata, Aves, Psittaciformes, Psittacidae. The annotation marks the transcript as partial. The transcript is spliced from 13 exons. The record is from RefSeq and is a predicted model, not a curated record.
ACACCCCUUCCCUCGUGUGUUCAGCUCCUGCAGCAAGAGGCAGCUGGAGAACUACUUCCAGAAGGGAGGUGGGAUGUGUCUCUUCAACCUGCCCGACACCAAGGACCUGGUGGUGGGACGGAAAUGUGGCAAUGGCUUUCUGGAGGAAGGAGAGGACUGUGACUGCGGGGAGGUGGAGGAGUGCACCAACCCGUGCUGCAACGCUCACAACUGCACACUGAAGGAGGGGGCCCAGUGUGCCCACGGUGACUGCUGCCAGAGCUGCAAGCUGAAGGUGGCUGGGACGAUCUGCAGGGAUGCAGCAGGAUCCUGUGACCUCCCUGAAUACUGCACGGGUGCCUCACCUUACUGCCCAGCCAACGUGUACCUGCUGGAUGGCUCUUCCUGUGCCUAUGGCGAGGCUUAUUGCAACAACGGCAUGUGCAUGACCCACCACCAGCAGUGUGUCCAGCUCUGGGGACCAGGUGCCUGGCCAGCCCCAGAUGCCUGUUUCCAGGACGUAAACAUGGCUGGUAACACCUACGGCAACUGUGGCAAAGACAGCCAAGGGCGCUACGUGAAAUGUGACAAGAGGGAUGCCAUGUGUGGCAAGAUCCAGUGCCAGAGCUCAGCUAAGAAGCCCCAGGGGACCAACACUGUGUCCAUCGACACCACCAUCCGCUUCAACGGGCGGGAGGUGAAGUGCCGUGGUACCUACAUGUACACUGCGAAGGAUGAUGAGGAAGACCUCUCUGACCCCGGGCUGGUGAUGACAGGGACUAAAUGUGGAGAUGGGAUGGUUUGCAAGGAUCGCCGGUGCCAGAAUGCCUCCCUUUUUGAGCUGGAAAAGUGUGUUUCCCGGUGCAACGGCCAUGGGGUCUGCAACAGCAACAAGAACUGUCACUGUGACGCUGGCUGGGCUCCCCCCUACUGUGAGAAGCCAGGCUUGGGUGGCAGCGUGGACAGUGGCCCUGUGCAGCGCGACAACCAUGAAGCCAUCUUAAUAACCCUUCUGCUCAUCUUCCUGCUCUUCCUCCCGGCCCUGAUGGUCAUCAUCUACUUCUGGUACCGGCGGGAGAACUCGCUCCUGAAUAAAUGGAUAAAGGAGAUAAGGAGGAGGAGCCGGGAGACACACAGGAACAGAACCGUCGGUCGGAAGUCAACCAGUGGCCAUCCCAAAGCUGCUUUCACCUUGAGGAACAUUUCCACCUCCAGCCAUACUAGUAAAGCCACACGGGCCACGUUCCCCUCCAGACCCAGCUCUCAGCCUGUCAACAUUGUCCACCCUCUUCGCCCAGCUCCUCACUCCAUCCCCCUGCGCCCAAGAGACCCCAAACCUGCCAGGCCACCACCUCCAGUCUGCAGAUCACCCAUGGUGCCCACCAAAGCAGCUGUGUCCCAGGCUAAGCUGCCACCUCCAAAGAGACCUCUUCCCUGCAGCCCCAUGAGGACCCCACUGGUCGCCCCAAAGCAUCAGCCACCCCGUCGGCCGUUGCCUGGAUGUCCUCUUAUGGCCAAAGAGCUGCCUCCUGCACAUGGACAGACCCUGCUGGUCAUGGUCCCUCCUACCAACUUCAAGAUGUCGGGUACAAGUGCCAUGAGCCACCCCACGAGGCCAUUAAAGCCGAUGCCACCUCAAAGGCCAGUCCCAGCCAUCAAAGUCCAAUCAACCUCCUUCCCCUUGAAGAAGUGACAAACCAAGGACACCUUAAGCCCAUCCUUCCUGAGCUGGCUCUCCUGAUUUGCACUGCUGCUGGCGACAGGGGUCUUAUUCCUCUCUUGAUUUAUUUGU